Malania oleifera is the source of this 1733-nucleotide messenger RNA. Its product is annotated as UDP-N-acetylglucosamine transporter UGNT1. The coding region runs from base 229 to 1248 and encodes 339 amino acids. Lineage: Eukaryota; Viridiplantae; Streptophyta; Magnoliopsida; Santalales; Ximeniaceae. The record is from RefSeq and is a predicted model, not a curated record. Gene Ontology annotation, molecular function: GDP-fucose transmembrane transporter activity; antiporter activity. The transcript has 10 exons. Gene Ontology annotation, cellular component: Golgi apparatus.
AUUUUAGAUGCAGAAUCUGCCCGACCCGAACCCUGAGGCAUGGUCGCCGACUCGCUCACCGAGUCCACCCCUGUGAAUGGCGAUCCAACCCGCCUUGUACCCUCGCCAACGGAACGUUGAACCGUCCGAGGCCUAAACCUCGGAAAGAGGAGAAGUUUGAUUGAAAGACCAGAUAGAGACUCCAUAGAGAGAGAGAGAGAGAGAGAGAGACUGAGAAAGAGAGAUCUUAUGGCGACGAACUCGACGAAGAAUGCGAUCCUCCCAGUAUCGGACGCUCCCAGGGGCGAGGAGAAGCUGUUCAAAGGAUCCGCCAUGACCAAGAGAGGAGCCUACGCUGCUAUCUCUUACAUGUCUUGUGCAGUGCUUCUGGUACUGUUCAACAAAGCAGCUCUUUCUUCUUAUAGCUUUCCAAGUGCAAAUGUUAUCACGCUUUGUCAGAUGAUAUGUUCAUGUGUUUUCCUUUACACAAUGAAACGGUGGAAGCUUAUUUCUUUUUCAGUUGGUGAAUCCUUGACCCAUUCUGAUAACUCCAGACUGCUUGUACCAUUGACAACGUUGGGACACACUCUUCCUCUUGCAUUAGCCUACUUGCUUUACAUGCUAGCUACCAUGGAGUCUGUCCGUGGAGUUAAUGUUCCCAUGUACACAACCCUUAGGAGAACUACAGUGGUGUUCACAAUGAUUAUGGAAUACAUUCUUGUGGGCCAGAAGUAUUCAUCUUCAGUUGUUAGCAGUGUAGGAUUGAUUGUUAUUGGUGCAUUUACCGCGGGAUCUCGAGACUUGUCAUUUGACUCCUAUGGCUAUGCCAUUGUUUUCCUAUCCAACAUCACUACAGCAAUAUAUCUUGCAACUAUAGCCCGUAUUGGGAAAUCUAGUGGACUCAAUAGCUUUGGUCUUAUGUGGUGCAAUGGAAUUAUGUGUGGACCGUUUUUGCUGUUUUGGACGUUUAUUUGGGGUGACUUAAAGGCAACAAUGAAUUUUCCUUAUUUGCUCUCACCUGGGUUUCUGGUUGUGCUUCUUUUCUCGUGUAUACUGGCUUUCUUCCUGAAUUACAGUAUAUUCUUGAACACAACUCUCAAUUCAGCUCUCACACAAACAAUUUGUGGUAAUCUGAAGGAUCUUUUUACCAUUGGACUUGGCUGGAUGCUUUUUGGUGGGCUUCCAUUUGAUAUAUUGAAUGUCACCGGGCAAUUUCUUGGUUUUCUUGGCUCCGGUUUGUAUGCCUAUUAUAAGCUUAUUGGCAAGUAAUCGCUGAAGCUGCUGGUUUUGUUUCUUUCAAAUUGGACCUAAGCAGUUGCUGACAUUGUAUGCCCUCCAACUCUGAUUUGAUGAUCAUGGGCUAUUGAAGAGAAAAUGAAUGCAAGACAUUGAGCAAGGAGAUUUCUACUUUGUAAGAAGUAGCCAAUUCAAUUUUUGGGGGAAUCAAGGCCUGCUUCUUAUAUUGUUUUGUUGUACGAGUAUGGAUGGUUUGAGAAGCCUGAAAGGCAUUUAAGUGUGUUGCAGCGCUCACCUCCUUAAAAGUUAGGUUAAUUUAGCUGAUUCCAUUGUAAAUGGUCAUAUGUUCCUGAUUCUCGACUCCCCACAGCAUCAAAUGGUUAGGAAAUCCCACAUUUUCUUUGGCAUCUGUAUUGAUUGCUCUAUAGUUUUCACAGGAGAUCUUGUUAAACACCGAACUCUGUUGUUGACCAUUGUUCAUUUCUCAGAAGGUAAUGAUUGGGUUGUUAAACACCGAA